Molecule: messenger RNA, 780 nt
Organism: Lachnellula hyalina
Lineage: Eukaryota; Fungi; Ascomycota; Leotiomycetes; Helotiales; Lachnaceae
Gene: butA
Product: Diacetyl reductase [(S)-acetoin forming]
Exons: 5
Coding region: 1-780 (259 amino acids)
Molecular function (GO): oxidoreductase activity, acting on the CH-OH group of donors, NAD or NADP as acceptor
Source: RefSeq, a predicted model, not a curated record
AUGGCAAGUGGCGGGAAAUCAAGCACGGCUGUUACCAAAGACUAUGGCAAGAGGACAGUCAUUGUCACCGGGUCUGCGCGGGGAAUCGGGAAGGCAGUUGCUCUUCGCAUGGCAGAAGAUGGAUAUGAUACAGUCAAAGAAAUUCAAGCCCUCGGCCGACAAUCAUACGGCCAUGCCGCAGAUGUUUCCAAGCGCUGCGAAGUGGAAGAGCUGGUCGAAGCCUCUGUGAAGAACCUCGGCAACUUGGACGUCAUGAUUGCAAACGCCGGCAUCGCACAAGUCAAGCCGCUUCUUGAUCUAACAGAAGACGAUGUCAGACGGGUAUUUGAGGUCAAUGUUUUUGGGCUCUUCAACUCCUACAGUGUAGCUGCUAAGCAAAUGAUCAAGCAAGGAACUCCAGGAAAGAUUAUUGGCUGUGCUAGUAUUGUGGCAUAUAGACCAUUCGCACUGCUUUCCCACUACUCGGCAUCGAAAUGGGCUGUUCGGGGCUUCACACAAGCAUUUGCAAUGGAGAUGGCAGAGUAUAGGAUCACGGUUAAUGCAUACGCGCCGGGCAUAGUAGGAACGGACAUGUGGGACCUGAUCGAUCAGGAACUUGGGAAGAAGACGGGUGCUCAAAAGGGAGAUACGUUUAAGAAGAUGACGGAGGAAUUGACUGCUCUGAAGAGACCCAGCACCACAGAAGAUGUGUCCAAGUGUGUCAGCUAUUUGGCGUCGCCGGAUUCGGAUUUUAUGACAGGCCAGACGUUGAUUAUAGAUGGUGGGAUUCAGUUUUCCUGA